This is a messenger RNA of Monascus purpureus, 1293 nucleotides long. NCBI's taxonomy places the organism in Eukaryota, Fungi, Ascomycota, Eurotiomycetes, Eurotiales, Aspergillaceae. The record is from the annotation of a GenBank genome assembly.
AUGCUUUACACAAGGCGUAUGCGCAUCCUGUCGCCAUUUUUCGUUCUGUGUGGGCUUGCUAUCUUUUUCUAUCUCUAUGGAGACUUCCCAGGACCUCAAUCUGCGGACAACCUCUCCUAUACGCAGCAACCCUCCACUCAAGAUAAAGAGUUCUUUUGGGACCAAAUUCCGCAGCGAUAUCCAGUUCAAUUGCCUCUACCAGUUCCUUCAGUUGUCCCAGGUAGCAUUGCGCCGAUACAGCAUCGCUUUCCUCCAGAGGAGAGUGCCGCUCGCGAUUUACAGAUGACACGGCUCCAGGCAGUCAAGGGGAACUUCACACAUGCCUGGGAGGGUUAUAAAAAGUAUGCAUGGAUGAGUGACGAGGUUGCGCCACUCUCUGGUCAUGCUCAAAAUCCCUUUGGUGGUUGGGCUGCAACCCUCGUUGAUGCACUGGAUACUCUAUGGAUCAUGGGACUCUAUGAUGAAUUCGAAGAAGCCAUCAAGGCUGUUGAGAAGCUUGACUUUACCAAAUGCUCCCUGGAUGAGAUUAAUGUGUUCGAAACCACAAUUCGAUUUCUGGGAGGAUUCCUUGGAGCCUAUGAUAUCAGCAACCAGAAAUACCAUGUUCUGCUUCAGAAAGCAGUCGAGGUUGGCUCGAUGCUUUAUGCCGCUUUUGACACUCCGAAUCGAAUGCCUGUCACGCGAUGGAAGAUCAAUGCUGCUGCACAUGGAGCUCCACAGGAGGCUGGGAAUAAUGUGCUCGUCGCCGAAAUUGGCUCGCUCACUCUGGAAUUCACACGUCUGAGCCAGCUGACAAAAGAUAGUCGCUACUUUGAUGCAGUUCAGCGUAUCGUGGACGUGUUUGAUGCCCAGCAGGAUCAGACAAAAGUCCCAGGUUUAUGGCCGAUUAUCGUUGAUGCGAAGACAAUGAAUUUCCAUGCCUUCACCAGUUUCACCAUUGGUGGAAUGGCUGAUUCACUCUAUGAGUAUCUUCCAAAACAAUACAUUCUCUUAGAAGGAGCCUCUCAACAGUACCGGAAACUCUAUCAGAAGGCACUCACUGCCAUGAAAGCUCAUAUAUUCUUCCGCCCCAUGGCUCCAGGUAGCGAAAAUCUUCUGUUCCCAGGCGACAUCUCAUCAGAUGGCCAGAUUCCGUUGUCACAACUGAAGCUAGAAGCGAAAGUACAACACCUGAGCUGCUUUGCAGGUGGGAUGGUUGCCAUUGGGGCUAAGGCGUUCAAUAGCCCCGAUGACCUGACAGUGGCGCGCAAGUUGGUCGAAGGCUGCAUUUGGGGCUAUGAGCAUGGCUAUUAG